GGCUCAUUAAAUACAUUUUUUCUCCCUGCCUGCUGCUCUGUGGAAGGGAGUUGCAUAAUUAUAACAGAGCAAUCUAAAAACAGGUACAUGCGUCAGGGCGGCGUAAUUUAUCAGGGAUUAUGUGAAAGGAUCAAAGGGCCUCCUCCUCCCCUCCAGCUCUGGUAUGUUUGCUCAUUGUGCCCAGGCUGUAUUGUUGCUCUGGCGAUUAAAAAGAAGGAAGAACAAAAACACCAAAACAGACUGACACACUGACGGUACAGCCUCCAGUGACAUCACAUCAUGCCACUGCAAAGAUGCAGAGUUCAGGAAAAACCAGUUGGGAGACAUUCUGCUUGUCACCCGUCCCUCCUCUCCAUUAUUUUUUUUUUCUGUCCUUCUCUUACUCAUUCUUGCUCAUACGUAGGCCUACAUCCUGUCUGACAGGACGCUGACAUGCUGUCAUGCUUUAACUGAGCUCACUUCUGCUUGUGCCUUCACCUCCCGUCUUGCUGGACCUUUCUGAGCCGAUCAUGGAGUACUCCGUGCCUUUCUCAGUCCUGAACGAGAGGCUCAGACCGCCGGUCAGCGCAAUGCACCAGCUCUGCUCCUCUUUCAACACCCUGGAGACGAGGCAGCCAGGCUCGCUCAGGACCAGCUUUUCAACCAUCCGACCUACAGUUCUUCCCGCAGAGCCAAAGGAUCCCGUGACCCCUGCAGACCCAGAGGAACCAGAAGAUGACACAGAGCUGGAGGACUUAGAGGAGAGCGGGCCGGAAGAAGGAAGCAACGCCGAUCCCCUGCCCAUGAUCAGCCAGUGUCUGAUCCCUGCUCUGAACCUGAGUGAUGUGCCUUCUGAGGAGCAGGAGGAGCUGGUUCCGGAGAACAGCAGCCCCUCUGAGACCGAGGAGGAGCUGACCAACGCCGGGCCCAAAGGCCGUUCAGAACCAGCAGCCCUGGACGCUGAGGGCAGCAGGAGCUACAUAGACAGGACACUGCCAGACCUGAUCAGGAGUGGCAGACCGCUCAGGAGACGCAGGACACUCGGACCUGUCUCAGACACACUGAAGGAGGUGCGUAGAGAAGUGGAGCUGUCUCGGAGGCGCAGUCUCAAGCUUAAGGCCCAAGUGGACAAACUACAGGAGAGCAGAGAUGGACCAGGAUGGAGCCAAUACAGAGAGAGGGUCACAGAGGAGGUUCUGUCUAUCCUGAGGCUGCUGCAUCCUCUGACGCAGCCCGAGUCCAGCCUGGUCGAGCCGCCUGCUGAUGAAAAAAGCCUGGACGCGGCGCUGAGCCAGCUGCAGAGCGUGGCCCGCCAGCUGGCCAUCCGCCACACCAAACAGGAGUUCAAAUCUGGAGCGGCAAAACGAAAUGGAGAGGAGGACAGUGCUAUUCUGCAACAGGCGCUACGGGACAGAGACGAAGCCUUAGAGAAGAAGAAGGCGAUGGAGGCCGAGCUCCUGCGCAGCAAGACGGAGCUGAUGUCACUGAACAAUCAGCUGCUAGAGGCCGUCCAGAAACGUCUGGAGCUGUCGCUGGAACUGGAGGCCUGGAGGGAGGAUUUCCAGCUGUACCUCCAGCAGCAGAUCCAGAUUCAGCAGCAGGCAGAGCAAGCCCAGAAGAAGCCCUCUCGUCUGGGUCUGCUGAAGCGAAACAAACCACUUGUGCAGAGGCCAUCCUCCUUCCCCGCUCCUGCCCCUAUUGCUCCCUCAGUCACCAGACCUUCCCUCUCUAAUGCCCCAACUCCCAGAUCUGAGCUGGCUGCAGCCCCGGCCUCGGCCCCCAGCACACCUCCCACCGGCUCCCAGCGCAAAUGGAAGGACAAGUGGAAGAUGGGCAGGAUCAUUCGUCAGGAAGACCAGGAUGCAGCACAGCAAGAUGUGAACCAGUCCACAUGGGGCAAGAAUGACGGCGGCUUCCAGAUUAUAUCACUUGACUGAAACAGGGAAGCAUUGCACUAAGUACAUUCAUGCUAAUGCACAGCUCUUGUAUAUAUGUUUUCCAAAAUAUUAGAUAAUCUGUGGUGCAAAGACGAGAGGGGGGGUGACAUGCGGCAAAUGUCCCAGAUCAGACGUCAGAGGUUACAUGUCAGACGACUGAGCCACCACGGUGGCCCCACAUGUAACCUUUUAAUGUAUUUAUGGGAACAAUUUGUGUGAAAAUCUGUGGUGAAGAUUGAGCCAUAUGGUUGUACAAAUACUGUAAAAUUUGCUGUUUUGCACUUAAGUUUCUGAAUUUCGUUGUGCCAGUUGGCAUGCUGUUGUAAAAAGCUCAAUAAAUGUAACAUUUACUGUAUAAACUCCUUCAAACAUCUGGUUGAGUCAGAGGAGUGUUUAGUUUUGUUAAGGGUACCAAGAGACACUGUCUCCAAGUUCCAGGCCUUCAAAAGCUCAUUUUAUCCUCUACCGUCUGCACUGUUAAAGACUCAGAAGAAACGAGAUCAAUUUUCAGUUGUGU
Myripristis murdjan (pinecone soldierfish) is the source of this 2433-nucleotide messenger RNA. RefSeq names its product bicaudal-D-related protein 2-like (gene bicdl2l). The record is from RefSeq and is a predicted model, not a curated record. Bases 510 to 1916 code for a protein of 468 amino acids. The transcript has 6 exons. Gene Ontology annotation, biological process: vesicle transport along microtubule; Golgi to secretory granule transport. Lineage: Eukaryota; Metazoa; Chordata; Actinopteri; Holocentriformes; Holocentridae.